ACUCACCACAGAGACCACACAAAUGGCAAAUACCUGUGUUGCAAAGGCUGCUGGUGGGGCUCGAGAUGACUGCACCACUGUCCCCCGGGACUCUCUUAGAGUCAAUGGAGUUUAUUAUAUUAAUGUUAUUUCCUCCCUCUUUCUGAAGAGCAUCCUCUUGCCAGUGCUGCUUUGCAAGCAACGAGUCAGCCCCCCGCAGGGAUAGGGUCUCAGCAUCAGGCUUUGCUUGCCCAGUGGUGGGAGAGGAAGUCCCCAGCACCCCUGUGGCUUCCCUGCCAGCCUGUCGGCUGACUGAGGACAAGAGGCAGAAGGUGGGUAAGGGCAGGCAGCUGAGCUCUGAGGGGAGAGCAGCGGCAGGAUUUCAUUAGCCUGCCUCUUAAGGCAGUGAAGUCUCCAUCCCCUCCCACGCUCCCUCCUCAGCCCAACCUCAUCCGGCGCACGGGUAGUGGGACCUGAGCCUUCAUCUAGAGCUUCCCAACAAGCCCAAUGAAUCCCUACAUCAACUGCUCUGGCCCCGAGUUUUCCCUGUCCCAGCAAGACUUUCCCAUGGAGCCUGUCAGCCCUGAUCUCUGCAACAGGACUCACCCAGAGACCUUGUUUGACCCCAAGGAUGCCAACCUGACAGAGGAACAGCUGCGGGACAAGUACCUGGGACCUCGACGGUCCAGCUUCUUUGUCCCAGUGUGUGUCAUCUACCUGUUGAUCUUCGUGGUGGGGGCUCUGGGCAACAUGCUCACCUGCAUUGUCAUCCUCCGGCACCGGUUCAUGAGGACACCUACCAACUACUACCUCUUCAGCCUGGCCAUGUCUGACCUGCUGGUGCUGCUGCUGGGGAUGCCACUCGAACUGUACGAUAUGUGGAGCAACUACCCCUUCCUGCUAGGCGCCAGUGGCUGCUAUUUCAAGACACUGCUCUUCGAGGCCGUCUGCUUUGCCUCCAUCCUCAAUGUCACGGCCCUGAGUGUGGAGCGCUACAUCGCCGUGGUGCAUCCACUCAAGGCCAAGUACGUGGUGACCAGGAACCAUGCCAAGAGGGUCAUCAUCACCAUCUGGGUCUUGUCUGUCAUCUGCUCCAUCCCCAACACCAGCCUCCAUGGGCUGCAGCCUCUCUAUGUGCCAGGACGGGGGCGAGUGCCUGAUUCGGAGAUCUGCACCCUGGUGAAGCCGCGCUUGACCUACAACCUCAUCAUCCAGAUUACCACCAUCGUCUUCUUCUUCCUGCCCAUGGGGACCAUCAGCAUCCUCUACCUGCUCAUUGGCCUGCAGCUCAAGAAAGAAAAGAUGCUGGAGGCCUUGGGAGCCAAGGCUGGUGGCAGCCAUGAAUGCCACAACACCCAGGGACAGAAGAAAGUCAAGAGGAGGCAGGUCACGAAGAUGCUGUUUGUGCUCGUGGUGGUGUUUGGGAUCUGCUGGGCCCCCUUCCACACUGAUCGCCUUGUCUGGAGCUUCAUCUCCACCUGGACCAGCCAUAUGCUCCAUAUGUUCCAGUACGUCCACAUCAUCUCUGGUGUCUUCUUCUACCUGAGCUCAGCUGCCAACCCCAUCCUCUACAACCUGAUGUCCACCCGCUUCCGGGAGAUGUUCAAAGAGGUGAUGUGCCACCCCAGCCACCGUGUGCUGUGGUCACAGAAAUACUCUCCCAGCAUCACCCACGCCACUACCCGCAGCACCGAAUGUGAGCCCAUGCCCAGUGUCAAUGGGCUGCCCCCCUCCUAUGCUGAGGAGUAUGAGCUGGAGGAGGUGGAGAGAGGCCAGCCUGCCACCCAUGCAACGUCCCUCUGCUGAAGAGUAUAAGGGUGUAGGGGAGCUAUGACCAGCUUUCCUCCACACCAGCAUCCAUCUGACUGUGGCACCCAUCUGGUGGUGGGGAGCGGGGUAGGAGCCAUGCAGGGGUCCCCACCUCUCUAUGCCAUCCCCCUGGUAUGUGAAGGCUGGUUUUCUAGGCAGUGCUGCUUCAGGACAUGGCAGUGGUGGCUACACUGUGCCCUGGAUGUGUUGCACCCACUGCAUUCAGCACCAGGGCUGGUUAAAGCCAGGGCAUCACUGGCGGUGUGGGAAUGACUGGCUUCUACAGCAGGGAUAUGCCAGCAAUCCCCAAAUCAUCCCUCUCAGCCCAGUGAGGUGAACCCAUGGGUGCAGGUGUUGAGGAUUUCAGGCACCCCAGGCUGUUUUGGGACACCAUGCUGGAUAAGACCCCCAAGAUGCACUUGUGCUCAGGCUGACGCUCAUGGAGGUGGGAGAGAUUUGCAUGGGAGGGAGUGGGUUAAAAAUGGUCUGUGGGUACCUUUUCCCCCCAAACCUCCUCAGGGCCCGCUGGCACUGAUAUGCCCCUGAUUUUCUUGCACUUCAGUGGUGCCAACCGGUGUCUGCAGCGUGCCAGUACAGCUCCUUGCUCCCAGCCUUCCUCUGGCCUCUCAUCUGCAGCCCCAGAGGGCAAGAGAAGCAACACAGCUGCUUCCUCCAGAGCUGGAGCCUGCAGGGGAAAACACUGGACAAGAGGAGCCUCAGGCUGCCUGCAGUGCCCAGGCACAUCUCUAUGCCUGUCACCCUGCCCCAUGAAUACACCCUGCACUCUCCUCUCUGACCUGCAUCUGGUGGGUGCCCCUCUCCUCUUCCUCAGCCCGCCAUGGCCCCCCGCACACCUGGGGAAUGCAGGGAGCCCUCCUCUGUCCCUGCCUGCAUGAGCCUCAUUGAGAAUUAAAAAAAGCUGUUGGCCUGAUUCGUGCCCUGGUUGUGUCCCUCAGGACCCAGCUUUGCUCCCAGAACAGGACUGAACCUGAGCCAUCCUUCUGGGGGGGGGUGAUGGGCAGGCCAUGUUACAGGGCUUUUUCACUGGCUCUGCCUGUGGGCUCUGCAGUCACAGUGUGUCUACAAGGCUGGGUGGGCUCGGGACAUGGCAGGGAAGGUGUGAGCGAGAUCCAUCAUCCUUCCCCAUCUCCAGGAUGCUCAGGCUGAGCUGUGACUGGGGCCAUUGCAGAGCGGGAGCUGCCUCUGAAGCAGUGGCUAUCACUCUGUCCCCAGACAUGUGGCUUGGAAAAUGUCACAAAAAUGCCAGGGAGUGCAGGCUGGCUGGUCACGCUCUCCCAGGCUGGAAAGACCCAUUGAUUUACUGUCUGAAACCGAUGUCCCUGGCUUCCCAGCGUAUGCAAGAUCCUCCCACAGGAUCAAAUAUUGAGUCUCUGAAAUGCCGCCUGAGGGGCUGUCCAAACAGCUUGAGAUCUUGCCUUGCACGACUUCCCCAGCUCCAGUUCCAGCCAGCUGGGGAAGCUGCCCCAGGGUUGACAUCCCAUGGCUGUGCCUCCAGGCAGCACAGAUGUGCCAGUAGGACUUGCCCAGGGACCUGAGCAGAAAUGCUGGGGGAACAAGCUCUGGGCAGAGUGCUGGCAGCUGCUGCUCUGCUUCCAGCCCCUCCAGAGCACAUC
Molecule: messenger RNA, 3422 nt
Organism: Pezoporus occidentalis (night parrot)
Lineage: Eukaryota; Metazoa; Chordata; Aves; Psittaciformes; Psittacidae
Gene: NMUR1
Product: neuromedin U receptor 1
Exons: 3
Coding region: 487-1785 (432 amino acids)
Biological process (GO): neuropeptide signaling pathway
Cellular component (GO): plasma membrane
Molecular function (GO): neuromedin U receptor activity
Source: RefSeq, a predicted model, not a curated record